AAUGGUACCCCUCAUCUGAGCAGUAUCUAUGUGGUCUAAGAUUUUUCAUAUCCCACCCCUGUCUGAACCGGUAUAAAUUUAGCCGAACAGUGUGACUCGUUCCUUUUUCUCCAGUCUGCUCAGGGCUGUCUGUAGUGCUUGUAGUCAGUAAAUUUACAACAUGGGUAAGGAAAAGAUUCAUAUUAACAUCGUGGUUAUCGGCCAUGUCGAUUCUGGCAAGUCCACCACCACCGGCCAUCUGAUCUACAAAUGUGGAGGCAUCGAUAAGAGAACCAUCGAGAAGUUUGAGAAAGAAGCCGCUGAGAUGGGCAAGGGCUCCUUCAAAUAUGCCUGGGUGCUGGACAAACUGAAGGCCGAGCGUGAGCGUGGUAUCACCAUUGAUAUUUCUCUCUGGAAAUUUGAGACCAGCAAGUACUACGUCACCAUCAUUGAUGCCCCUGGACACAGAGACUUCAUCAAGAACAUGAUCACUGGUACUUCUCAGGCUGACUGUGCUGUGCUGAUUGUCGCUGCCGGUGUUGGUGAGUUUGAGGCUGGUAUCUCCAAGAACGGACAGACCCGUGAGCAUGCCCUGCUUGCCUACACUCUGGGAGUCAAACAGCUUAUUGUUGGAGUCAACAAAAUGGACUCCACCGAGCCCCCCUACAGCCAGAAGCGCUAUGAGGAAAUCACCAAGGAGGUCAGCGCCUACAUCAAGAAGAUCGGCUACAACCCUGCCACCGUUGCCUUCGUUCCAAUCUCUGGAUGGCAUGGAGACAACAUGCUGGAGCCCAGCACAAACAUGACCUGGUUCAAGGGAUGGAAGAUUGAGAGGAAGGAAGGGGCUGCCAGUGGUGUUACCCUUCUCGAAGCCCUGGACUCCAUCCUGCCACCCACUCGGCCCACCGACAAGCCUCUUCGUUUGCCUCUGCAGGAUGUGUAUAAGAUUGGAGGUAUUGGAACUGUGCCUGUCGGACGUGUUGAGACCGGAACUCUGAAGGCUGGUAUGGUUGUGACCUUCGCCCCUGCCAACGUGACCACUGAGGUCAAGUCCGUUGAAAUGCACCACGAGUCUCUUGCUGAGGCUCUCCCCGGUGACAACGUUGGCUUCAACGUUAAGAACGUGUCCGUCAAGGACAUCCGUCGUGGUAACGUGGCUGGAGACAGCAAGAACGACCCACCCAUGCAGGCUGCCAACUUCACCGCUCAGGUCAUCAUCCUGAACCACCCUGGUCAGAUCUCUCAAGGCUACGCCCCAGUGCUGGACUGCCACACCGCUCACAUUGCCUGCAAGUUUUCUGAACUCAAGGAGAAAAUUGACCGUCGUUCUGGCAAGAAGCUCGAGGACAACCCCAAGGCUCUUAAAUCUGGAGAUGCUGCCAUUAUUGUUAUGAUCCCUGGCAAGCCCAUGUGUGUGGAGAGCUUCUCUCAGUACCCACCACUGGGUCGUUUUGCUGUGCGUGACAUGAGGCAGACCGUCGCUGUUGGUGUCAUCAAGGCUGUUGACAAGAAAGCCGCCACUGCCGGCAAGGUGACCAAGUCUGCUCAGAAGGCAGCCAAAGUUAAAUGAAUCGUCCCGUCAGACACACAGCAAGCCUCAUCAACAUCCUACACUGCAAUCUCUCAGAACCUGAGCACGGUUUUAAAGGACUGGCUUAUGCUGAUAAAAACCCACCGUAAAAGCUUCCGAAGGAAAGGAGGAAACCAUGUAUUUCUGAACAUAUUAGGAGAAAACUAUUAGAAAAAUAAACAAUGAUCAUUCAUCAGA
Ctenopharyngodon idella (grass carp) is the source of this 1747-nucleotide messenger RNA. Its product is annotated as elongation factor 1-alpha-like. The record is from RefSeq and is a predicted model, not a curated record. Gene Ontology annotation, biological process: translational elongation; translation. Gene Ontology annotation, molecular function: GTPase activity; GTP binding; translation elongation factor activity. NCBI's taxonomy places the organism in Eukaryota, Metazoa, Chordata, Actinopteri, Cypriniformes, Xenocyprididae.